UAUGUUCCUUUUGACACUAUAAGAACAGAGGCGUUUUGUAGUUUUUGCCGAUUUACCGAAUUUUCACUAUACACUGACGAGAAAUUACUUGGUUGAUAAGCGAUUUACAUAACAGACUGCGGCGGAUUGUUCUCAUCCAAAAACUGUAACGAAGCGCUGAAGAAUUUGGUCACGGUGGACUCCAGCUGAGUCAUUGAGUCAAUGUAACUUAUGGGAACGAAAGAGAGACGUAUAGGAGUAAAAUAUAUGGAGGGCUAUCUUGAGUUCAAGGAAUCUUCCAAGUGGAUAAAUUACUGGGUUGUAUUACAUGGAUUCAAGUUGUGUUUCUUCAAGAAUGAAAACACAAACACAAACUUAAAAGAAAAUAUUAAAUGCAAUAUUGAUAUUGCAAACUGUAGCUUUUCUAGUGGUAAAACCAGCAAAGACAAGUUUGAAUUUGAACUCAAAGCAGACCGCAAGAAGUACUUAUUUAGGACAAAUUCCGAACUUCUUCGUCUUCAGUGGGUACACUCAAUAGGACUUGCUGCACAGGGUAAGCCUCCAGUGACAUCAACAGAUUUUGAGUCAGGACCUGGUGACUCACCUACCAACAAUAACGAGUCUCCCGUAGAGAAAAUAUCAAACCAGUACACAGAAGAACUUGUGAAUUUUACGUUUUGUAAUCAGGAGCCACCUAGACCUGAAUCAUUAGGAGCAGAGGCCACUCCAGAAGCAUUUUAUGAUGAAUUUCCAGAUAACAAACCUCCCUGGUUUUUUGGUAAGCUCACAAGAGAAAAUGCUGAAGCAGUCCUCCAACCUCAUCCUGAAGGGAGCUUUUUAGUGCGAGAAAGUGAAACAGUUCGUAAGCUUGGUGCAUACACCCUCUCAUUGAAACACAGAGAUAAAUUCCGACACCACAAAAUUGAAACAGUAGCUGAUGGAAACCUUGUUAUUAAAGGACAUGAGGAUAAACCUUUCCCUAAUCUUGCAACUCUUAUGAAGUACUUUACAAAAAGUCAGGAACAAGAUAUCAUCAUGAAACCAGUGAUUUGUGGUACAAGUAAUGAUGAUGAACAAAAUGCCAUGAAAGGUUAUGAACUAAUGGGUGCUCGGCCUGCCCCACCAGGUUGUGAAGAGGGAGCGGACCUAAAUGGGUCAGUGGAAACCAGAGGACCAGUGAAACAUUCCUAUGAAAACAUACCAAGUAAGCCUCCCCUGAGAAGUCGUGUAACAUCACCUGAUCUGUUCAGGACUCAUGGGCAUGGCUAUGAGAACAUACCCAACAAAAGUAGAAGUUCAACAAUCCCUGGUUAUGAGUCAAUGGAUCCAAAAGGUGCUCCUGUUAUACCUCCUAGGCAACCGGUUGUAAAACACCCUGGAUAUGAGAAUAUUCCCGAGAAAGAGCCGGAACCCUUGCCUCCAAGACAGUCUACAUCCCAGGGGUACGAGAAUCUUCCCCCAAAGGAUGAGGAAGAUCCUCCAGCACUCCCACCGAGAAUUCCGUCACGUGCCCAUGGAUAUGAAAAUGUACCAACGAGAGACGAAAGAAGCCCGCCAUCGAAAGCUCUUCCAUACCAAAACAUUCGACCAGUGCCAUCACGUCGGCAGACCAGACAGGCCCCGCCAUUAAAUCGAGCAAAUACAGUGCCAGCUCAUAUCAUGCAGAAUACACUUGGAAAGGGCUCCAUCUGAGGGAGACCCCGUGGGUAGACCAAGGAUGGGAGGGAGAGAAGGCGAGUCUACGGUACACUCAGCGGUGAACUGAAAAAAAAAUACUUAUAGAACUAAGUUUGGCCUGCUAGAAAAUUCAUUGGUAGACAGCGUAUCGCAACUUAAGAAUUUUCAGAGCUCGUAUGUAUCACAAAAUAUAGAAAAGUCACUAUACUAUUUACAAAGCCCUUAAGAUGGUGACUUAAUAUUAGUUUUUCGCUCAU
Messenger RNA from Pocillopora damicornis (cauliflower coral), 1913 nucleotides. RefSeq lists its product as uncharacterized. Gene Ontology annotation, cellular component: cytoplasm. The record is from RefSeq and is a predicted model, not a curated record. Lineage: Eukaryota; Metazoa; Cnidaria; Anthozoa; Scleractinia; Pocilloporidae. Gene Ontology annotation, biological process: enzyme-linked receptor protein signaling pathway; cell migration. Gene Ontology annotation, molecular function: signaling adaptor activity; receptor tyrosine kinase binding.